AACUUUGGAAAAUUGUCAAGUCGCAAAUAGUUGUUUAAGGUUAGGUACGAAUUAGAGCUUUUGCAAAGAAUAAUUUUAACCCUGAAGAGUAGUAUGACUAUUUGCAUAAUAUCGAAUGGAGACAUUACACUACAAAAAUAUUAAGGCAAUUUGCUAGAAUUACGGAAUUGUGAACGUCUUGUCUGUGAUAACCUUCAAGUACGGUUUAAAAUUAGUUUGGAGUAGAUGAAGAUAUCCAGAGGUGUUGUGCAGUAUGGAGACCACUGCAAAAACUGAGGACUCUGACAAUCAAGCAACUUGUACUAACGUUAAAAAAGAAGAUGCUUUGCUGUCUCAAAGUGGUCUCCCCAUAUCCGAAGCAAAGAGUUCAACAGAUUCUAGAAAUGUACAGGUUCGCAUUGUACGUGGAACGAAAAAAAUGAGAGUUGACUCUGGAGAUGGAAUCCAGAUAAAUGAAAAGAAAGAAUUAAAGGAAGAUGAUAACGCCGAGGCAAAAAUAGUGAAGUCUCUUAAGCGGUCUUGCGAGUUAUGGUCAAUGGAAGACAAGAAUACCUUCUUCAAAGCAAUAAAUGAAUUUGGAAAAGACUUCGAUGCCAUGCAAAGUUAUUUUUUGAGCCAAGGAAAGAAAAGAGGACUUUCAGAUAAUAUGAUCAAGAACAAAGAACAAAUUCGCCAUUUUUAUUAUCGUACUUGGUUGAAAAUAUCAAAACACUUAAAAUUCUCGGAUGAUGUUAAAAAAGCAUCUCAGGAAUUAUAUGGAUUAAUUAAUUAUGGAGAACUAAGAAGGAAACUUCCUCGUAUACAUGAAAAAGUUCAUUUGAAGUUAAACGAACUAGUUUAUUGGGGAUCUACGCAAGUACGGCUCCGUGGAAAAACUAUGAGGAUUAAGACCCCGAUCUGUCGAGCAUUAAGAAAAUUAAAUCAAUUGGAAGACUGGCAGGAGGAAAUUAAACUCCCACCUAGAGUGAUGAUAGAAUUACGGCCGGGUAAUAAUAUGGCAUGGUGGCAGGUGCAGGCGAAUGCUAUGAAUCCCAGGGUUCGAACUCUUGUUCCAAUUCAGCGCCGGUUAUCGAGUAUAUUGAUAUUUCUACAGCAACGAUGGAGACCUGUCAAGUAUAGAACCUGUACAAACAUAGAUCAAAUUAACGGUGAAUCGAAGGAUACCAGAUUACUUCGAGUCGCACCUCCUGAUGGGUGCAAAAUUGCCCUGCCAGCUGUAAACCUCGGAGAGUACCUCACUAGUAACAGCGUCAGCUUAAAUUCUCAUGAAAAGCGUUUUGGUCUUAAAAGUUCAAGAGUUGAGUUACUAGGCACAGUACAGCAUUUAAAAAGUGUUGGAAAAAAAGGAAUAAAACGCUCAAAAAUAGACAAAAGGAUUCCUAACAAAACGGAUGAUCAAUUAAUAGCGCCCGACAAUAACAGUGACCUAGACAUAGCAGAACCAGGUUUAAGUGUUUCCGAAAAACCAUCAGUUGUAAGUAACAUAGAAAAGUCAACGUCAGAACAAGUAUGCGAGCCUAACAGAUUUCCUGGUAGGGAAACCAUUAACAGGAUUAAAUUAGGAUGGACAGUAAAGGAAGCAAACACCAUCACUGUCGGAGACCUCUUUUUAAUGUUUGGACGUGAUUCAAAAAUCAGUCUAGAAUAUUGGUGGGAUUCCUCUCCUCGAGAAGAUCUAUCAUCAUCGGAGAAGUUAAAAGUAAUUAGUACAACACACGACAAUAGUUUGUGCCUGGCCUUACAGAAAUUGCUGUCCAUUGCUAGACAUAGUUAUGGCACAAGCAAGGGUUACGAUAAUACUUCUGGAAGUAACGAAACAGUCAUUUCUUCGCGAAUACCUUCCACCAAGGAAUCCACGUUCAGACGACCUCUAAUUCCUCAAGCCUAUCAUAGAAUUGGCGGACCUGAUGCUUUCAAAACUCAGUUAGACAAAUUCAAGACUCGUUUCUGCAAGAAGGGGAGAACGGUCAGACAACGAAGUCUUGUUGUGCAACGAGUAUUGCCAUUGGUGUCCGAUGCUGCAGUACCUUUGGAGAAAAGUGCACCAAGUGAAACAGUGGAUAUUUUGAACAGUACUAUCAGAGAAAGCAGCAAAGCUCCGGAGUCAGAAACAAACGGAUCACAAGACAAACAUUUCCUAGAGGUCUUGGCUGUCGGAGAUCAAGCGAAACCUUCCAAUUCAAUCAUUACGAGUGCUACGCAAAUUCUCAAGGAAGGCGAACAUCAAUGGUUGAACAGUGAGGUUGCAGAUUUUUCAUUGAGCAGCUUUUUAGGCCAGCUCGAUUCUCCCAUUAAAGUGUCGCAGCGUAGCCAUAUAGGAGCCCAUUCAGUAGACGACAUCCGCCCAUCGUCUGACGUCAUAUCGCAAAUGCAAGGACUGAUGGGCGAGAACAGUGUAGAUUACAUGGCGAAAUUCGCUAAUCUCGCCUCGCAAAUAGCCUGCGACGAGCACAGAAAGUAGGCAACAUCGCUGUAAUAAUAUGUAAAUAUGUUUAUAGUAACAGAUAAGGUUGACUGCGAACGAUGAGACUAGCUGAAUUUUUUUUUGUUCACUUCCCAUCCUGUACUACAUACAAGAAUCAUCUUUUGUACAUAGUCCACGGUACGAUCCUUUCGGCAAGUAUGACAAUAGACAACUAAUUUAUUGUAAUACAUGUUUAAUACUCUUCCCUCAUUCGCUAAAAUUCCAUGUUCAAUCAAUUUAGAACUACGGAGGGACUUCAAAGUGAGUGCGAGGAGUGAGUACACCAAAUCUUCCCAAUCCUUUGCCGAACAUCCCACCACUUUUAAAGCAGAAACGAAGAUACUAUCAUAAGCAACUCGGAAUUCCUGGUCACCAUCCUGGUCUGGACGAGUUCGUUUCUCAUCGCCUUUCCGGUCGGCUCCGCAAGUCUACCGGGUAACCACCAGAAGAAAAAGAGCAACGCUUUCCUCUCUGGGAUUGGGCGGUACGUAAUCUCGAAUUACCCCCGCCGUGAAUCACGAACCGGUCGAUCGGAGUUCCGCCAUUUUGGUCCCGGGCGGAUUUUCGAAGCCAGAGGACGCGAGUCAAAAAUAAACGCCUCCCCGUCCGGUCAAGAUCGUCCCGCUAAUCGGACUGGAAACAAUGGAAACGAUGGAAACACCUCGUAAAGACUCGGAGAUGCCCCGACGGAAUUUCGUCACCGCGUUUCAGAGUCCCGCGGGGUAUGCCCCUCGCAGAAGCCUGCGUCGCAGACGCGGAAUGCCUAAAUAAAACACCCAGCUUGCGUCAGUGAGUCACGAUUGGUCGAGACCGCCGAGCGGGAAUUUCCCGGCAACCUGCUCGCCGGCGGAUCUCCCUCUCCGAGUCGACAUUCUCGCUGCGACCGGCGAACGUGGCGGACGCUUCGAGAGACAAGCGGCGCGAAUUUCGAUGAUCCACUACGCACCCACGGCCCCGUCGUAACGGAUAAACAAACGUCUACGUAAUUGGUGCACGUAAUACUCGCGUAAUUAGUGGGAACUACGAGAGGGAACUGUACUCGCGUAAUGUGAAUCGGACUCCAGUGUACGGCUGUUAUUAUUUCAUGUUAAGAGGAUUCAUGAUAAGCGCGCGCUGUUACGUAUAACGAGGAGGUUCGGGAACGCGCCGAUCCGCAACCGGAAACAUGA
This is a messenger RNA of Orussus abietinus, 3633 nucleotides long. RefSeq names its product protein cramped. The transcript has 14 exons. Gene Ontology annotation, biological process: pattern specification process; regulation of transcription by RNA polymerase II; cell differentiation. The record is from RefSeq and is a predicted model, not a curated record. NCBI's taxonomy places the organism in Eukaryota, Metazoa, Arthropoda, Insecta, Hymenoptera, Orussidae. Gene Ontology annotation, molecular function: sequence-specific DNA binding; chromatin binding; DNA-binding transcription factor activity, RNA polymerase II-specific. The coding region runs from base 254 to 2461 and encodes 735 amino acids. Gene Ontology annotation, cellular component: nucleus.